Messenger RNA from Melanotaenia boesemani (Boeseman's rainbowfish), 1839 nucleotides. RefSeq names its product SRY-box transcription factor 3 (gene sox3). NCBI's taxonomy places the organism in Eukaryota, Metazoa, Chordata, Actinopteri, Atheriniformes, Melanotaeniidae. Gene Ontology annotation, molecular function: DNA-binding transcription factor activity, RNA polymerase II-specific; RNA polymerase II cis-regulatory region sequence-specific DNA binding. Bases 221 to 1123 code for a protein of 300 amino acids. Gene Ontology annotation, biological process: anatomical structure morphogenesis; regulation of DNA-templated transcription; cell differentiation. The transcript has a single exon. The record is from RefSeq and is a predicted model, not a curated record.
CAAGUUUACAGACUUCUAUUUCAGAGCCGAGUGGAACACAGCAGCUUUGAGCGGAGAGAAUCCAGAAGCACCUGCAGACGCCUUUGCCUCUUCGGGCAGAACUUUUUUUCCCUCUUCAUGUGAGACCGGUCAGUAGAAUACCUCUCUGACUCUUGGCGUUGUUUUGUGAACUUAUUUUACCCCUUUAUGUGCGUGUGAGAGAUCACUAAAAGUCGCCUGAAUGUAUAACAUGAUGGAAACCGAGAUCAAGACCCCGCUCCCGCAGUCCAACUCGGGCUCGGCGCAGGGCGCAAAAAACAACAGUGCCAGCGACCAGGAACGGGUAAAGCGGCCAAUGAAUGCUUUCAUGGUCUGGUCCAGAGGGCAGCGGAGGAAGAUGGCACAAGAAAACCCCAAAAUGCACAACUCUGAAAUCAGCAAGCGGCUUGGUGCUGACUGGAAACUUCUGACCGACGCAGAGAAGAGGCCAUUCAUCGACGAGGCCAAGCGCCUACGGGCUAUGCACAUGAAGGAGCAUCCGGAUUAUAAAUACCGUCCUCGCAGGAAGACCAAGACCUUGCUCAAGAAAGACAAGUAUUCUUUGCCCGGGGGACUGUUGGCGCCAGGAUCCAACACCGUCAACAACUCUGUGUCGGUGGGCCAGCGGAUGGAUGGUUACCCGCACGUGAACGGGUGGACGAACAGUGCAUACUCCCUCAUGCAGGACCAACUGGCCUACCCUCAGCAUCACAGCAUGAACACCCCACAGAUCCAGCAGAUGCACCGGUACGAGAUGGCAGGUCUCCAGUACCCGAUGAUGUCCUCGGCGCAGACCUACAUGAACGCAGCUUCCACCUACAGCAUGUCUCCAGCGUACACGCAGCAGACCACCAAUGCCAUGGGACUGAGCUCCAUGGCAUCCGUGUGUAAGACCGAGCCGAGCUCACCGCCGCCGGCCAUCACGUCCCACUCUCAGAGGGCGUGUUUGGGGGACCUGAGGGACAUGAUAAGCAUGUAUCUGCCUCCCGGCGGGGACAGCGCGGAGCAUUCCUCCCUGCAAAGCAGCCGGUUACACAGCGUCCAUCCUCACUAUCAGACCGCAGGGACUGGCGUCAACGGGACGCUACCUCUCACCCACAUCUGAAAGCAACACACAAAAAAGAGACUUAUAACUUUUUUUUUCUUUUUAAGAAAAGGUACUUCGGAUACUUGAACUGUUUGGUUGCCUAAAAAUUAAAUAAUAAUAAUAAAAAAAACAUCAGUUUUGUUUAAAGAAAAUAUCUCAAAAUGAACUGGAAAUGGAUCGAAACCGAACAUUGAUCCCAGAGGUUUUUUUUUUUUAUCACAAGUAGAAGCAAUCAACUCAUGUAGAAGAAUUGGACUUCUAUAUUUUGAAUAAUGCCAUAUUUUCUCUCUAUGAAAAGGCAUGUGGCCUCGUGAAGGGGCUGGUGUAUUUCAGAAACGCUGGAUGGACAAUUGUUCAUAAAUGUUUACACUUCAUUUGUAGAAUGUCAGUCGUCUUCACUGUGUCCAAAUUUCGUAAACUUUUGUGUUUUUUCCCCCAUGAACUAGGUUAAAUGAAAUGUUAAGACUGUGCGGGUCGCAAACGCAAGUUUUAUUUAUAGUAAGACUUUUUGUUUGUUUGUUUUCUUUCUUUUUCUUUUAAGCUUGUGAACCCGAUUCUUUGUCACAUGAAAAAUGUUCAGAUUUUUAAAAUUGUUCUGUGAUGUUUUUUUUUUUUUGACAGUGUCACGUUUAUUCAUUAUCCUGAACAAAAAGUUUUUAUUUAAACGGACGUUUCUACAUAUUUUAAGACCAUCCUCUAUUCUUAAAUGCUGAAUAAAUUUCUAAGAAACGUAA